CUGGAGUUGCUGAACGGCCGAGGCCACCGGUUUCAGGUCACAUUAGGGAGUCGUUUUAGUAGCAGAUGUAAAGAUUCUCCCCUUUGAGUGGGUAUCACACAAGGUCAGUCAGCAAAUCCUGCUCUAAAAAUAGAUGCCAGUUUCAAAGUUGGCAAAGAUUUCCUUUGCCGUCCCUGUCACACUCCGAAGAUCCACGCUACCUACAGCUCCUGGAUAAAGUCACAGGGGUGCACCUGGCAUCUUCAUUAGACAGCUUUCGGGGAAUGUUGAAGACACACCUCUUUUCCCAGGCCCUUGACCCUUGAGAUGGGCAUUUUUAGGACCCACCUUAUUUCUGUGAUUGUUUUUGGAUUUUGUUUCCUCCAUCAUCCAUCAAGCUCUUCAAUGGCCCUGAAAUCUGGGAAGAUCAGUGCUUACGCAGCCGUCAAAGUAGACCCCAAUGGGGACUACUGCACCCCUGGAGCGUUUGACCUGGAAAGGCUCUUCUGGAAAGGCAGCCCAAAGUACACCCACGUCAACGAAGUCUGGCCCAACCUCUACAUAGGAGAUGAGAAAACAGCCCUGGAUCGCUACAGCCUUGAGAAAGCCGGCUUCACCCACAUCCUCAACGCAGCCCAUGGCCGGUGGAACGUCGAUACGGGACCAGAAUACUACAGGGACAUGGACAUCGAGUACCACGGGGUGGAGGCAGAUGAUCUGCCCACCUUCAAUCUUAGCCAGUUCUUUUACUCUGCUGCUGAAUUCAUAGAUAGAGCACUCCGGAAUGAAACGAGCAAGAUUUUGGUCCACUGUGCCAUGGGUCGGAGCCGCUCAGCUGCCUUGGUCUUGGCAUAUCUGAUGAUUUACAAGAACAUGACUGUGGUUGAUGCCAUUGAUCAAGUGCUCAAGCACCGGUGCAUUCUCCCAAACCGUGGCUUCCUGAAACAGCUCAGAGAACUGGACAUAAAGCUGGCCCUGGAGAGGAGCAAAGCCACAAACGGGAUGGAGUGUAACCAAGAGACCAGCACAGAGACGGAGAUCUAACAUUCCCUAUUUUCUAGAAAAGAAUUGGUUUUAAAAAGAAAUGGGAAACUUGAAAACAAUUAGGCAAAGGGAGUCAUUUGUUACCAAGUAAAGCUGGGGGAGUAGGGGCGGGGAAGAGAGUCAGUAGCACUUCAAAUGCCUUAAGCGUAUUUUCAGCUUGAAAAUGCACUAACAUGGUAGGAGGUCUUCAAAGAAACUUGAAUAGGAACUUGAAAUACACAGAGAAGGCUUCCUU
Molecule: messenger RNA, 1258 nt
Organism: Podarcis muralis (Common wall lizard)
Lineage: Eukaryota; Metazoa; Chordata; Lepidosauria; Squamata; Lacertidae
Gene: DUSP29
Product: dual specificity phosphatase 29
Biological process (GO): negative regulation of MAPK cascade; protein dephosphorylation
Cellular component (GO): cytoplasm
Molecular function (GO): MAP kinase phosphatase activity; protein tyrosine/serine/threonine phosphatase activity
Source: RefSeq, a predicted model, not a curated record